Molecule: messenger RNA, 765 nt
Organism: Monoraphidium neglectum
Lineage: Eukaryota; Viridiplantae; Chlorophyta; Chlorophyceae; Sphaeropleales; Selenastraceae
Product: Pentatricopeptide repeat-containing protein
Exons: 8
Coding region: 1-765 (254 amino acids)
Molecular function (GO): protein binding
Source: RefSeq, a predicted model, not a curated record
AUGGUGUUUGAGGGCUGCACCCCCAACCUGGUGAAGUUCAACACGCUGAUAGACCUGUACGUGAAGACGGGGCAGUGGCAGGAGGCCAUGGGGGUGCUGGACACACUGCAGGAGCACGGCAUCCAGCCCGAGGUGCGCACCUACAACACCAUCAUCACGGCCUGCAACAAGAGCAGCCGCCCAGAGGAGGGGCUGGCCAUACACGAGCGCAUGGUGCGGGCCGGGGUGAAGCCCACCGCCACCACCUACACCGCCCUCAUCAGCGCAUACGGCAAGCAGGGCAAGGUGGCGCAGGCGAUGGGCAUCUUUGCGGACAUGGUGGCGCGCGGCUGCGAGCGCAACGUCAUCACAUACAGCUCCCUCAUCAGCGCAUACGGCAAGCAGGGCAAGGUGGCGCAGGCGAUGGGCAUCUUUGCUGACAUGGUGGCGCGCGGCUGCGAGCGCAACGUCAUCACGUACAGCUCUCUCAUCAGCGCGGCGGAGAAGGCGGGGCGCGCUGACCUGGCGCUGCAGCUGUUUGAGCGCAUGCACCAGGAGGGCUGCCGCCCCAACGUGGUCACCUACAACUCCCUCAUAGCGGCAUGCGCCCACAGUGCGCACUGGGAGGAUGCCGAGCGCUGCUUCCAGCAGAUGGCGGCGCAGGGCUGCACCCCGGACGGCAUCACAUUCUCCGCCCUCAUCACCGCCUUUGAGCGCGGCGGCCAGUGGCGGCGCGCGCUGGGGGCGUACGGCCAGAUGACAGCCCAGGUCGGCAUCCAACACUGA